Molecule: messenger RNA, 1942 nt
Organism: Chinchilla lanigera (long-tailed chinchilla)
Lineage: Eukaryota; Metazoa; Chordata; Mammalia; Rodentia; Chinchillidae
Gene: Lta4h
Product: leukotriene A4 hydrolase
Biological process (GO): peptide catabolic process; proteolysis; leukotriene biosynthetic process
Cellular component (GO): cytosol; nucleus
Molecular function (GO): metallopeptidase activity; leukotriene-A4 hydrolase activity; epoxide hydrolase activity
Source: RefSeq, marked provisional
AUGCCAGAGGUCGUGGACACCUGUUCUUUAGCCUCCCCGGCUACCGUCUGCCGGACCAAGCACCUGCACCUGCGAUGCAGCGUGGACUUCAGUCGCCGGGCGCUGACCGGGAUCGCCGCGCUCACCAUCCAGUCUCAGGAGGACAAUCUGCGCAGCCUGGUUUUGGAUACAAAAGACCUUACAAUUGAAAAAGUGGUGAUCAAUGGACAAGAAGUCAAAUAUGCUCUUGGAGAAAGACAAAGUUACAAAGGAUCACCAAUGGAAAUCUCUCUUCCAAUCGCUCUGAGCAAAAAUCAAGAGGUUGUUAUAGAAAUUUCUUUUGAGACAUCUCCAAAAUCUUCUGCUCUUCAGUGGCUCACUCCUGAACAGACUUCUGGAAAGGAGCACCCAUAUCUCUUUAGUCAGUGCCAGGCCAUCCACUGCAGAGCAGUUCUUCCCUGCCAGGACACUCCUUCUGUGAAACUAACCUACACUGCGGAGGUGUCUGUCCCUAAAGAACUGGUGGCACUUAUGAGCGCUGUUCGUGAUGGAGAAACACCUGACCCAGAAGACCCGAGCAGGAAAAUAUACAAAUUCAACCAAAAAGUGCCAAUACCUUGCUACCUGAUUGCAUUAGUUGUGGGAGCUUUGGAAAGCAGAAAAAUUGGCCCAAGGACUUUGGUGUGGUCUGAGAAAGAGCAAGUGGAAAAGUCUGCGUAUGAGUUUUCUGAGACUGAAUCUAUGCUUAAAAUCGCAGAGGAUCUGGGAGGCCCUUAUGUGUGGGGGCAGUAUGACCUAUUGGUCCUGCCCCCGUCCUUCCCUUACGGUGGCAUGGAGAACCCUUGCCUUACUUUUGUAACUCCUACUCUGUUGGCAGGUGACAAGUCACUGUCCAAUGUUAUUGCACAUGAAAUAUCUCAUAGUUGGACAGGAAAUCUAGUGACCAACAAAACCUGGGAUCACUUUUGGUUAAAUGAAGGACAUACUGUAUAUUUGGAACGCCACAUUUGUGGACAACUGUUUGGUGAAAAAUUCAGACAUUUUCAUGCUCUGGGAGGAUGGGGAGAACUACAGAAUACGAUAAAAACUUUCGGGGAGACACAUCCUUUCACCAAACUCGUGGUGGAUCUGACGGAUGUAGACCCUGAUGUAGCCUAUUCCUCAGUACCCUAUGAGAAGGGCUUUGCUUUACUCUUUCACCUUGAACAACUCCUUGGGGGACCAGAGGUUUUCCUAGGAUUCUUAAAGGCCUACGUUGAAAGAUUUUCCUACAAGAGCAUAACCACCGAUGACUGGAAGAAUUUCCUGUAUUCCCACUUUAAAGACAAGGUUGAUAUUCUCAACCAGGUUGAUUGGAAUGCCUGGCUCUACUCGCCUGGGCUGCCUCCCGUCAAACCCAACUAUGACAUGACUCUGACAAAUGCUUGCAUUGCCCUGAGUCAGAGAUGGAUUACUGCCAAAGAAGAGGACUUAAAUACAUUUAAUGCCACAGACCUGAAAGACCUCUCUACUCACCAAGUGAACGAGUUUCUAGCACAGGUGCUCCAGCAAGCACCUCUUCCACUGGGACACAUAAAGCGAAUGCAAGAGGUGUACAACUUCAAUGCUGUUAACAACUCCGAAAUACGAUUCAGAUGGUUACGGCUCUGCAUUCAAUCAAAGUGGGAGGAAGCGAUUCCUUUGGCUCUAAAAAUGGCAACUGAACAAGGAAGAAUGAAGUUUACACGUCCUUUAUUCAAGGACCUGGCCGCCUUUGACAAAUCCCACGACCAGGCCAUCCGCACCUACCAAGCGCACAAGGCCAGCAUGCAUCCUGUGACAGCCAUGCUCGUGGGGAAGGAUUUAAAGGUGGAUUAAGGACCUGCCGUGUGCUGGUUUCAGAUACUUGUUUUUUAAAUUGACUUCAUGAAGAAAUAUAAAACUUCAACUCAUAUUGUAAUUAAAAAUGUCUUUUUAGUUUUGG